Messenger RNA from Xylona heveae TC161, 2737 nucleotides. RefSeq names its product CBF-domain-containing protein. Bases 83 to 2644 code for a protein of 853 amino acids. The transcript has 4 exons. The record is from RefSeq and is a predicted model, not a curated record. NCBI's taxonomy places the organism in Eukaryota, Fungi, Ascomycota, Xylonomycetes, Xylonales, Xylonaceae. Gene Ontology annotation, cellular component: nucleus.
CAGACGGUCUGACGGCGCAAAUUCAGCAUAUCAAUAUCUUGGUGACCCUUCAUUGGGGUAACCUAAGAAUUCUUCUUCAAUCAUGCCGCCAUCUUCUUCAAGGUCCGAGAAAUCUCGGGGGAAACUUGUAUUCGACCCUCGACCGGACUGGCAUACCACGCCGCUCACAUCACUGUCCAGCGAUGGGAUCUCUUCUGCUGUACCCACUGCUCUGGUUGAGAAGCUUCGAAGUCACGGACGGACGCUUUUAGACAGGGAUGCGGCAACAUUUGCAUCCUCAAGAUCUAAUUCCUCGUCCUCAAAUCGUUUCAUGUCAACCAUAAUGUCCUCGGGAACUUUAUCGGAUAAGAUUUCAGCAUUGACGCUCGCCAUCCAGGAAUCUCCAGUACACAAUAUAUCUGCAUUCGAAAAUCUUCUUAAUCUGGCGAGAAAAAGGAGCAGAAGCCAGGCAAUCACAGCACUUGGUGCCCUUAAGGAUCUACUCGGUCAGGGGUCUGUUCUACCGGCAGAUCGUAAAUUGCGUCCGUUCAAUACACAAUCUGGACUCUUGACUGCGUUGCAAAAAGCCAGUCCAAGCUGGACGCCUACUCAGUCUCUACCAGGAGAACUGACGGAGAAGCAUUUGAUAUUUUGGGUAUACGAGGAUUGGUUGAAGUCUGCUUAUUUUGAGGUUCUCAAAAUACUGGAGGUCUGGUGCAAUGAUGAGGUAGAAUACUCGCGGAGUAGGGCUCUCGUAUACGUAUGGGAAUUGUUGAAGGAGAAGCCGGAACAGGAGUCAAACUUGCUCCGCCUUUUAGUCAAUAAACUCGGCGAUCCAAGCAGAAAGAUAUCCUCAAAAGCUUCUUUCCUCCUUCUUCAGCUGCAGUCGACUCAUCCGCUGAUGAAAGAAGUCAUUAUAACUUCCAUUGAAUCCGAACUUCUGUUCCGUCCCGGUCAAAACAUCCAUGCAAAAUAUUACGCAUUGAUUACAUUGAACCAGACAAUUCUUAGCACGAAGGAAGAAAACAUUGCAAACCGGCUAGUUGACAUUUACUUCAGUGUUUUUGUAGCAUUGCUCAAUGCUAUGAAAAAGAAAGAAGACGAAGAAAAUUCUCGAGGAAGAUCCCGUUUUCACCGUAAACCAGAUAACAAGGCUUUGAAUGCAAAGAAGCAGGAGAGUCGCAACUCGGACCUGAGCGAGCAAGUGAACAACCCUGACGAAGAAAUGCGGGACAAGGUCAUUUCAGCCGUCCUGACCGGCCUCAAUCGAUCGUUCCCCUUCUCCAGAUUGGACGAUGAAUCCAACUUCAAAAAUCACAUGGAAACGCUUUUCAAGAUCACACAUUCUUCCAACUUCAACACCAGUAUUCAAGCUCUCAUGCUCAUCCAGCAAUUCUCGUGGUCGAAGCAGGUCUCGGCUGACCGCUUUUACCGUACUCUUUAUGAAUCGAUCCUUGACCCUCGAUUGCUCACGUCCUCAAAACAAGCGAUGUAUUUAAAUCUUCUCUAUCGAUCGCUAAAGGCUGACACAAGCGUGAAGAGAGUAAAAGCAUUUGUAAAGAGACUUUUGCAGGUUGUUUCUUUACACCAACCUCCAUUCAUCUGUGGAGUAAUAUACCUUGUAAGGGAACUACAGAGUGUCUUUCCGAGCUUGAAAGCCCUCCUAGACCAACCCGAGGAGAAUGGCGACGCCGACGAAGAGAGAUUCUUUGAUGCUCCAGACGAAUCGGGCGACGAAAAUGUCGAGAGCAAUUCAGCUACCACCGGCUACGCCGUGGACAGAAGUCAGUUUUAUGAUGGAAGGAAGCGAGAUCCGGAAUAUAGCAACGCGGAUAAGACUUGUCUUUGGGAAUUAACCCCAUUCACCACACAUUUUCAUCCUUCGGUAUCCCUAUUUGCUGUUCGGCUCCUACAAAACAACACGAUGCCCGAGAAACCAGAUCUCUCUUUACACACACUUUCUCACUUCCUGGAUCGUUUCGUAUAUCGUAACGCAAAAUCAAAUGCUGGUGGUCCUAAAGGCACCUCCAUCAUGCAACCGUUGGCAGGUGGAUUUACAAAUGAAAUGCUGGUUUCGGCCAAGAACAGCACGGCGGCACAAAUGCCUGUAAAUUCCGAGAACUUUUGGAAAAAGAAGACUGACGAUGUCGCCGCUGACGAGGUCUUUUUCCAUCGGUACUUCAACCAGGUAGCGAAGGGGAAAGGACUUCCGUCUAAGCGCAAACGGGCUGAAGAAAAUAAUGAUGAUAUCGAGGAUGAAGAGAAUGAAGACGAUAUCUGGACAGCGCUUGUUAAUUCCAGACCAGAAUUAGAGGGAAGCGAAGAAGGGGAUAGCGAUCUUGAAAUGGAUGAUUUGCAAUCCGACGACCAGGAGAGCCAAUCGGAUGAGGAAGUUGUACCGGUGUCUUCUGAAGAUGAAAGCCAAGGGAGCGUUGAAGUCGACCUUGAUGCUGGUGGCGACGACGCUAUUCUAGGCAGCGACAUUGAGCUGGAAUCAGAUAUCGAAGCACCUCCCGAGGAACAGAUGGAACCUUCUCUGGAGACCGAGUCCGGGUCUGCCACGGCACAAAAGAAGAAACGUCGCAAGCUCAAGCAUCUUCCCAUGUUUGCCUCUGCAGAUGACUAUGCGCAUCUACUGGCUGAUGAUGAUGAUGACAAUAUUUGAUGCUUUGACCAGUACUCUCUAUAUUAUGAAAAUUAGCGUUCUUAAAAGUUACUCUCCAAUUUCUUUAAAUUUUAAUUAAUCGGCAAAAAGCAA